Molecule: messenger RNA, 1313 nt
Organism: Vitis riparia (riverbank grape)
Lineage: Eukaryota; Viridiplantae; Streptophyta; Magnoliopsida; Vitales; Vitaceae
Product: basic proline-rich protein-like
Exons: 4
Coding region: 66-1313 (415 amino acids)
Source: RefSeq, a predicted model, not a curated record
ACGAUAUUGUGAAUAAAAAUCUCAAACCUUUCGCUAUCUGCUGUCUGAAAAAUAUUGCGUCAAGGAUGAGGAACACCACCUCCUUGAUGGAACCCAAAGUCGGAACUUGCAUAAGACAGAAAUGGCCAGUUCAAGAUAAUUUAAGCGUGGCAGAUAUGAAGUUAAUUAUGUUCAAGCCAGCACUACUUCUUGGUGCCCAAACCAAUAUUUCACAGCUGCUGCAACUUCCUCAAUUCAUUGGAGGAAUUUCUCCUCCUGGAUCUUUUUACCGGCAACCAAAUGGACAUCAAUGCCUGAUGAGCUCCGAUGCACCAAGGCCAGACGCAUCACCUGGUAGUCCUGGUCGCACGCCGCCAACUAGUCCUCCUGGCAGCGCACCAUCACCUGGUCAUCCUGGAAGCGCACCACCACCAACUGAUCCUCCUGGCAGCUGCGCAGCACCACCUAGUUCCCUUGGAAGCGCACCCCCACUCGGUAGUCCUGAUGCGCCACCACCAAGUGGUCCUCCUGGCAGUGAGCCAUCACCAAGUCCUCCUGGAAGUGCACCACCAACUGAUCCUCCUGGCAGCGCAGUACCACCACCUGGCAGUACCGGUGCGCCACCACCAACCGGUCCUCCUGGCAGUGAACCAUCACCAAGUCCUCCUGGAAGUGCACCACCAACUGAUCCUCCUGGCAGCGCAGCACCACCAGCUGGCAGUCCCGGUGCGCCACCACCAACCGGUCCUCCUGGCAGUGAACCACCACCUAGUUCCCCUGGCAGCGCACCACCACCAGGUCUUCCUCCUAGCCCACCUCGUACUCCUGGUGCACCAUCAUCUGGCCCUCUGCCUAGAUCACCUCCUCGUCGUAGUGCAGCAACACCUGCUAGUUUACUACUUAGACCACAUGGUCGUCCACUUCGCUUUCCACUUAGACGAGGUCGUCCUGGUCCCUCACCACUUGGUCUUCCGCCUAGACAAUCCGAUACUCCUGAUGUACCACCACCAUGUUCUCCACCAAAAUCAACUGCACCAAACAGGGGGGAAGCAUCAAGCUCAGGGACAAAGGGAGGGAGAACCAGUGAAUCAGAAAAUAGAAAAAAUCCCACUCAAAGGAAUUGGGAGCUUAAGCCGUAUCCUGCGGGUGCUUUGUCAGCGCCGCCGACAACUUCAGUUAUUCAUCCUCGUCGUCCGCCUACAUCUCCACCUUAUCGUAUUACUGGUACGUCUAAACCUGUACCUACACCAUACACUGGUAUAAAGCCAGCACCAUAUCAUCCACCAAUUAUCCACCAAACCAACUGCACCUGUACCUACACCAUACACUGGUAG